Penicillium vulpinum is the source of this 1209-nucleotide messenger RNA. RefSeq names its product putative extracellular exo-polygalacturonase. Gene Ontology annotation, biological process: carbohydrate metabolic process. Gene Ontology annotation, molecular function: polygalacturonase activity. Lineage: Eukaryota; Fungi; Ascomycota; Eurotiomycetes; Eurotiales; Aspergillaceae. The coding region runs from base 1 to 1209 and encodes 402 amino acids. The record is from RefSeq and is a predicted model, not a curated record. The transcript has 2 exons.
AUGUCGAUAACAAGAUCCCUCGCAGCCUUUGCGCUCCUCACCUUGACUUUCGCCCUACCAGAUGGAAUAAGACCUCUCGAUACUCGUGCUUCAGCUUGUACACCAGUAGCAGGUGGAUCCGCCUCUAUCGAUGAUGUUCCCGCCAUCACAUCAGCAAUUGCCCAAUGCGGAAAGGGAGGCACUAUAGUCAUUCCUGCUGGCAAAACCUACUACCUGAACAGCGUACUAGAUUUUGCAGGAUGUGUUGGAUGUGACUUUCAGAUAGAAGGCCUGUUGAAAUUCAGCUCUUCGACUGCGUUCUGGGAGGGAAAGACAGCAAUGAUCAAUAUCAAGAAUAUUGAUGGACUCAAGAUCCGAUCUUUGACGGGAAGUGGAGUGAUUGACGGAAAUGGGCAAAAUGCAUGGGACGUUUUCGCAGCAAACAGCAGCUACGCCCGCCCAACCCUUCUCUACAUCACUGGUGGCUCUAACAUCGAGCUCUCAAACCUCCGCCAAAAGAACCCGCCCAAUGUCUUCAAUUCGGUCAAAGGCAACACCAAAACCGUGUUGUUCGCCGAUCUCAAAAUGGACGCCACAUCCAAGAGCGACAAUGAGCCGAAGAACACGGAUGGCUUCGACAUCGGCGCCAGCACAGAUGUGACCAUCAGCAACGUGAACGUGAAGAACGACGAUGACUGCGUAGCGUUCAAGCCCGGUGCAGACGGUGUCACGGUCACGGGUAUUACCUGCACCGGAAGCCAUGGACUAUCUGUGGGAUCGCUGGGAAAGAGUUCCUCCGAUACGGUGAAGAACGUCUACGUGUCCGGCGCGACGAUGAUUAAUUCGACCAAGGCCACUGGAAUCAAGACAUAUCCCUCUGGUGGAAGCCAUGGCAUUUCAACAGUGAGCAAUGUUACUUUCACGGAUAUUGUGGUUGAUGGGUGUGACUAUGCUAUUCAAAUUCAGAGUUGCUACGGAGAAAAUACGGCUUACUGUGUGGAUAAUCCUGGGAAUGCGGUUUUGACGGGCAUUGUUUUUGACAAUAUCAGCGGGACGACCAGUGGGAAGUAUAAGGAUGUUACGGGCAAUCUUGCUUGUGGAUCUGGUGGAAUUUGUGAUGUCAAGGUUAGUGCUUAUACUGUUAAGGCGCCAUCAGGGGGGAGCCAGGUGCUGUGCGCUAAUACCCCGUCGGGUUUGGGAGUUACAUGCACACCAGGUGCCUCAGGCUAA